Asparagus officinalis (garden asparagus) is the source of this 750-nucleotide messenger RNA. Its product is annotated as protein FAR1-RELATED SEQUENCE 4-like. The transcript is spliced from 3 exons. Bases 1 to 750 code for a protein of 249 amino acids. Gene Ontology annotation, molecular function: zinc ion binding; nucleic acid binding. The record is from RefSeq and is a predicted model, not a curated record. NCBI's taxonomy places the organism in Eukaryota, Viridiplantae, Streptophyta, Magnoliopsida, Asparagales, Asparagaceae.
AUGCUAAAGGAAGAGCCAAAAACAAUUUAUCUAGUUGGUGAUUUUUCUGAAGAAAAAGAUAAAUGGGAAGAAGUUACAUAUGACAAAUCUAGCGGGUUUAUGGUAAAAUGCUCUUGUGCACUUUUUGAAACCGAUGGGAUCCUUUGUAGACAUAUAUUGCAUAUCAUAUGGCUUCUUCAGUUGACAGCUAUUCCUGAUAAUUAUAUAUUGCAAAGGUGGAAAAUUGAUGCAAGGCACAAAAACAUUAGAUUUUUUAAUGAUAUGGAUGUAAGAAGCAAUGAAGGUAGCAUGAAGCAGUGCGAUAUUAUUAGAUUGUGGGCAAUUCGAGCCAGAUUCAAUGCUACCCUUGAGAUGGCAUCAUGUUCAGCAAAUGUCAUUUCUAUGUUGGAGAGAAUGCUACAAGAUAUCACUGUAUCAGUUGAGAAGGAAGUAAAGCUUAAUGAAAUUCAUAUUGCAAACUCUCAAAUUGGAAGCCAAAUUAGUUCAAAUACAAAUGUAGUAUUGAGAGAUGGUGAAGAAAUUUUAAUUCGUGAUCCUAGUGGCCCAGUCAAAACAAAGAGUCGUCCAAGAGGUGCUAGCAGGUACAAGUCAGGAAUUGAAGAGUCACAAUCAAAAAAGGAUAUAAAACAUCGAAAAUGUGGGAAUUGUCAACAAUUGGGUCACUAUAAGACCGGUUGCCCGAUGUUGGUGGUUGCAGUUAUGUGUGCGGGCAUUGUGAAGAAGGAGCACAUCAAAAUCCAUGGUAGCUGA